AUGUCCUUCAUGGACAUCAUCCAGGACGACUUUUCCUCCCUCGACCUUCACGAACCACUAUCGCCAUCUCAUUCCGGCCAACCAAUCAAUAACGACAGAUUAGCCCGCAUCAUGGAAAUCCGACGCCUCGAAAGCCCAGAUCUCAACCCGCCCAGGUACCACGACCCAUCAACACCACCCUCCUCACCACCACAGCCAUCUUCCACCUCAUCAUCCCCCGGAACACCCGGAUCACCACCCAAACUACCACCAUCCCCCCCUCAAUUCCCCCAAUUCUCCCUCUUCCCAGGUGAACUCCAAAACCUAAUCUGGGACCACGCCGCCCAGCUCCUCUCCUCCCCAACCUCGACCCCAGGAAUCCACUUCCUCCUCCAACCCCCCCUCUUAAGCCCCAACACCCCCCCUCUCAUCCGCCCGGCCCCCUUCCAGCUUUCUACUCCAUGGCUCACCAACGACCUCGACCUCAUCCCAACCAGAGACUCCUUCUGUCUCAACCUCGCAAACCUCCUCCUCACCUGCCGCGCCUCUCGCGCCGCCAUUCUCCGCAACAACGCCUCUUUCCCAUUCGCUCACAACAGAACUAUCCUAAGGUCUCUCCCCCAAAAGGGGUAUCCAGUGUUGUGCCCCGCAAAGUCCGUCGACUUGUCCCUCGACCUCCACCGAGAUUUGGUGUCACUAACCUCGGCCAAUGGCACCUGUGACGAAGUGAGGAGGAUGCUCGAUUUUACCGACGGUAACCACUUCAUCUUUUCGGCGGCGAGGAAAUUUGCGGUGAGGUAUGGGUUAGGCUGGGAACUGCCGACUCCGGGCCCGUUUCAGCACGACAGGCGGUGUCCGACGGGGUGGAUGGGGAUGAGGGGAGGUGGGAGGCCGGGGUUUUGCUCGAGGUGUGUGGGGAGGUUGGUUGAGCGGUUCAGGAGGUUGGAGGAGGUUUGGGUUGUGGUUGAUUUGCCUGAAAAGGGGUGGAAAAGGGUUGAUGGCGGGUGGGGGAGGAAAAAGGAGUUUGAAGGGUGGGAUAGGCGGUGGUUUGCUGUUGAGGGGGUGGGCGUUGUGGGGGAGGAGGGGAAUGGUAAUGGGGGGGUAGUGGAGGAGGGGUUGGAGGUGCUGGAGAGGGUGAAGAGUAAUUUGGUGAGUUCUUUUUGGAGAUAUAGGUUUGAGAUGGAGAGGGAAGUGGUGCUGAUGAGAUGA
Messenger RNA from Podospora anserina S mat+, 1188 nucleotides. RefSeq lists its product as uncharacterized. Lineage: Eukaryota; Fungi; Ascomycota; Sordariomycetes; Sordariales; Podosporaceae. The record is from RefSeq and is a predicted model, not a curated record. The transcript has a single exon. Bases 1 to 1188 code for a protein of 395 amino acids.